Messenger RNA from Penicillium pulvis, 1698 nucleotides. Its product is annotated as dicarboxylic amino acid permease agtA. Bases 1 to 1698 code for a protein of 565 amino acids. Gene Ontology annotation, biological process: amino acid transmembrane transport; sodium ion transport. The transcript has 5 exons. Gene Ontology annotation, cellular component: membrane. Gene Ontology annotation, molecular function: amino acid:sodium symporter activity. The record is from RefSeq and is a predicted model, not a curated record. NCBI's taxonomy places the organism in Eukaryota, Fungi, Ascomycota, Eurotiomycetes, Eurotiales, Aspergillaceae.
AUGGCGGAGGUCAAACACGAGGUUUUUCCGUCUCAAAGUCCACUUCAAGAGGAUUACAGUAAAGGCGAUGUGACCACUGCAGAGGAAGGUGGUCUAUCUGACCCCAAUCAUGUCAAUCUUCACCGCGCGCUCAAGGCACGCCACAUUACGAUGAUUGCCAUCGGAGGUGCCAUCGGUACAGGACUGAUUAUCGGAACCGGCGAAGCUCUCGCGAAGGCUGGACCCGCUGCUAUUUUGAUUGCCUAUGCCUGGGUGGGAUUUAUCGUUUACCUCGUGAUGUGCGCGCUUGGAGAAAUGGCCGCUUGGCUUCCACUGCCAUCUGGUUUCACAGGAUAUGCGGUGCGAUUCUGUGAUCCUGCGCUUGGAUUUACUUUGGGAUGGACAUAUUGGUUUAAGUAUAUCAUCCUUUCACCGAAUCAACUCACAGCUGGUGCCCUUGUCAUAUCAUACUGGAUACCUGCAGAAAAGGUCAAUCCGGGUGUGUGGAUUACUAUCUUCUUGAUCGCCAUCAUCUGUAUCAACUACUUCGGAGUCCGCUUCUUCGGCGAGUUCGAAUUCUGGCUUUCCUCCUUCAAAGUGAUUGUCAUCCUGGGUAUCAUUCUCCUUUCGUUCAUUCUCAUGUUGGGCGGAGGUCCGGAUCAUGACCGCAAGGGGUUCCGGUACUGGAAGAGUCCUGGAGCUUUUAACACAUACAUUGAAACCGGAGACGCAGGACGAUUCUUGGCCUUUUGGUCUUCGAUGGUAUCCGCUACCUUUGCUUACCUUGGAACCGAGUUGGUUGGUGUGACUGUCGGUGAAGCACAGAACCCCCGGCGGACAAUUCCACGAGCGAUCAAGUUGACUUUCUGGCGAAUCUUGGUCUUCUAUGUGCUGUCAGUUCUCCUCGUCGGUACCCUGGUUCCUUUCAACGACAAGAAGCUCGCUUUCGCCAUCGGCGCCAGUAGCUCAGCUGCCGCAUCGCCAUUCGUUGUGGCUAUCGAGCUGUCUGGUAUCCCAGUGCUCUCUCACAUCAUCAACGCAUGCAUCCUGCUGUUUGUGUUCUCCGCUGCAAACUCGGAUCUUUACAUCGCAACUCGCACGAUAUAUGGUCUGGCCCGCGAGAACAAGGCUCCCAAGAUACUUGCUCGGACUGAUCGCCGUGGAGUACCUGUCUUUGCCCUGGGGAUUUCCGCGAUAUUCGCACUACUUGCCUAUAUGAAUGUCACAAGUGACUCCAAGGUGGUCUUCAAAUACUUCGUCAAUCUCGUCACGAUCUUCGGUCUGCUCACCUGGAUUUCGAUCCUGGUGACCCACAUCUGCUUCGUGCGGGCCCGAAAGGCACAGAAUGUCCCGGUUGAAAGCUUAGCAUAUGUUGCGCCUCUGGGCGUGGCUGGCUCUUAUGUUGCUCUGGGCUUCUGCAUCAUCAUUGCCUUGACCAAAAACUAUGAUGUCUUCACGCACAACAAGAAGUGGGGUAACUUCGAUUACAAGAACUUUAUUACGGCUUAUCUCGGCAUUCCGCUUUACCUGAUCAUGCUUACUGGAUACAAGCUUAUCACCAAGUGUAAGCGUGUUGAUCCUGCAACGGCGGACUUGUGGACUGGGAAGGAUGAAAUUGACCGCGAGGAGGCUGCGUACAUUGCGAAGAGAGAGGCCGAGACUGAGAAACAUGCUCAGUCACACUGGUUCUACCAGAAGUUUGUGUCAUGGCUGUUCUGA